UUGAUUUGUAGUGAGAGAAGAGAAAGCAAAGAGUGAUGUCGACCAGUGACAGAGGCGAAGACCAAUUGAAGAAGCAACAGCUUAACAAAAGCCCUAAAGAUGGCGAACGGAUCAUCGCUUCGACCCGUCGACCCGACGGAACACUCCGAAAAGAAAUCCGAAUUCGACCCGGUUACGUUCCUCCAGAUGAAGUCGCUAUCUAUCAACCAAAACCCGCACUCAUGAGAAAAGAAAUGGCUUCGCAUAUUGGUCCUCCUCCGGGUUAUGAUCCGCAAUUGGAUUCCAAACCGAAAACCAAAGCUGUUAAGAGAAACGAAAGAAAGAAAGAAAAGAAACGCCUUCAGGUAAAGGAAACUAAUUUAGAAUCAACUGUAGUUGAAGAUAGUAUAAAGCAAGAAGCGGUAGUUGUGGAAAAUGCUGUCCAUUCAUUAGCUUCUCAGAUCAAUGAACUAGCAGUUUCUGGAGAUAGCUCUGUUGUUACUCCUACCAUCAACUCUGUGGAAGCUUCGGAGCCAAAUGGCUCGGCUCAAGAUUUAGACAAAAGAAUCCGAGCAUUGAAAAAGAAGAUUCGACUUACAGAAGCACUGCAGGAGAAAACUGCAGAGCAAGAUUUAAAGCCAGAGCAGUUAGAGAAGCUGGCAAAACUAGAAGAUUGGCGUAAGGAGCUAAAACAAUUGGAGAAUAAAAAGACCGAAGUAUUGGUCGUGUGAACAGUGUUAAAAUUAGGAUGAUAAGAAUUUGUAGUUCUUUGUGUUUUUUGGUUAGAUAAAAACUCUAAAUCAGUAAAUCUAUCAAGGAUUUUAUUUUUACUGUCUCUUCUACCUUGCAUUUCGCUAUAAUAUUUUAUAUAACUGUUAGGGAGUUACCCAUCGAUAAUGUUAUAUCCGAAAGAAAAAUUCAACAUGAGCUAUGUGUUGCUUGAAUACUUGUCCUUGCAAAAGUAGUAAGGCUUAGUUUCAGCACAUACUCACUCUCCGCGAAGAGCUUCGCUAGCUGUUUCCGUCUCUGAUUCUGUUUCGAAAGCCCCCUGACAACUCCAUUUCGACAUGUCUUAGGUCAAAUGAUGUGGAGAUCUAUUAGCUAGCUUUCAUAAACUCUUAGUUAAUUGAUUUCAGUUUCUUGUGGUGACUAACAUAGAUUGAAUUUUACAAACAAUUUCUGAAUCAUUUUACACCCUUCAUGUGAUUAUAGUUUUCAGGUUCUAUGAAAUGUUGACAGGUUCACAGCCUUGCACGGUGAAGUGUUCUUUAGUAGUCUUGAUGUUGCCUAUAUGACAAUGUUCCUCGUAAAUCCAAACAAAUACAAAAUUCAAUUAAAGUAUGGUGGUUUGUGGUUUGAGCUUUAGAGCUAACGAAAAUAACUACCAAUCAAUAGGUCAAUCUACAAC
Vicia villosa (hairy vetch) is the source of this 1387-nucleotide messenger RNA. RefSeq names its product partner of Y14 and mago-like. Gene Ontology annotation, biological process: exon-exon junction complex disassembly. NCBI's taxonomy places the organism in Eukaryota, Viridiplantae, Streptophyta, Magnoliopsida, Fabales, Fabaceae. Bases 36 to 710 code for a protein of 224 amino acids. The record is from RefSeq and is a predicted model, not a curated record. Gene Ontology annotation, molecular function: RNA binding. Gene Ontology annotation, cellular component: cytoplasm; exon-exon junction complex. The transcript has 4 exons.